Lasiodiplodia theobromae is the source of this 1542-nucleotide messenger RNA. Its product is annotated as ATPAse AAA+ type core protein. Bases 1 to 1542 code for a protein of 513 amino acids. NCBI's taxonomy places the organism in Eukaryota, Fungi, Ascomycota, Dothideomycetes, Botryosphaeriales, Botryosphaeriaceae. The record is from RefSeq and is a predicted model, not a curated record. The transcript has 4 exons. Gene Ontology annotation, molecular function: ATP hydrolysis activity; ATP binding.
AUGGCGGGCGACGAUUCUUUCUCCAUCAUCUCCCAGUCCGGUGGCGAGCGGCUGUUUGAUGAAUACCACUCGCAGACGGCUCGCAAGACGGUCGACUUGGACGUCCAGCUUGUUUCGGCCUUGCGUGCACAGCAUCCGCAGUUGAUCGUCACCACCAUCCCUGCGGAAAACUGCCCGCUGCUCCAGUUCGCAGCCGCUGGCCACGCCACGGCGGAGCUAGACAGGGAGUCCGAGCCUGUUAUUCAGUGGCGGGGGGUCAGCAGCGGCGGUCCGUCGUCGUCAGUCUCGAUCGCACAGGCCAACUUUUUCGCCAAGUACCACUACCGAUGGGGAAAUGAGGACUUUAUCCUGUACGUCGUCACCAUCGGAUACUCGAACCUCCAAUACGUCUUGAAGGAGCCCGUGGGCGGCGAGACUCCUUCGUCGCCCUCGUCCGUCGUCGACGCACUGCUCAGGACGAUUGGUACUUGGAUGUCCCAGUCCAAGGCGAUCUACGUCUACGAUGGGUACUGGACCAGGAGCUCGGAGCUGUGGAAGCAGGUUCAGAAAGCGAGCUGGGACAAGGUCAUCUUGGACCCAAAGAUGAAGAAGUCGCUCCGAGACGUAUCCAGGAAAUUCUUUGACAACCGGGGUGUAUAUGAGGACUACGGCGUCCCAUGGAAGCGAGGCUUGAUUUUCUACGGCCCUGCGGGCAACGGCAAGACGAUUUCGAUCAAAGCCAUGAUGCAUGAGCUUUCCGAGCGCAAUCCGUCGGUUCCAACGCUGUACGUCAAGAGCGCUCCGUACACGUGGAUGCUCGGCGACGUUUUCCGCCUGGCGAGACAGACGAGCCCGUGCCUUCUCGUUCUCGAGGACAUUGACACGAUCGUCACGGAACAGAGCCGAAGCUACUUCUUCAACGAAGUCGACGGGCUCGCCUCGAACGACGGCAUUCUCAUGAUUGCCAGCACCAACCACCUGGACAAACUCGAUCCCGGUCUCACCAAGCGGCCGAGCCGGUUCGACCGCAAAUACCUCUUUCCGCUGCCGUCGAGGGAUGAGCGGGUCCUCUACUGCCAGUACUGGCGGGACAAGCUCAAGAGCAAGAAGACGAUCGACUUCCCCGAGAAGCUUUGCCCGGCGAUUGCCGACAUCACGGACGACUUCUCGUUCGCGUACCUGCAGGAAGCGUUUGUAGCAACGCUGCUGCAGCUGGCGCACUCGGGAGAAGACGGCGAGUCAUCGGAUUCCGAGGACGAGGGCGCGGGCUCGCCGCUGGAGAGAUACGAGCUCUGGCGUGUCAUCAAGAAACAAAUCCAAAUCCUCCGGGACCAGAUGCACAGCUCUAAGCCAGCUGUAGCCGAAGCAUGUGAAGCAAGCUCUGGGGGAAUGUUCGCAUCGGCACGCGAGGAGAUGCUUCCGCUUCGAGAGCUGGGCAGCGGCUCAAGCGCACGGGUUGUGGGGCGGGAUGCGUUAUCGGAGCUGCAUGACGUGGGGCGCAGCGGGUUUGGCAAGGCUGCGCUCCCGGGGUUCGUGGGCGACGGAUGGCAAGUGGACGCAUAG